Molecule: messenger RNA, 1866 nt
Organism: Mangifera indica (mango)
Lineage: Eukaryota; Viridiplantae; Streptophyta; Magnoliopsida; Sapindales; Anacardiaceae
Product: tonoplast dicarboxylate transporter
Biological process (GO): monoatomic anion transmembrane transport
Cellular component (GO): membrane
Molecular function (GO): transmembrane transporter activity
Source: RefSeq, a predicted model, not a curated record
CCUCUGUAUUUCACCUUUUAGCCAUCGCAUGAAUCAUUUUCAGAUCAUCUCCUCAGAAUAAAGACGGUCAUAAUAUGGCUCAUAUCGAUUCUGAUGAUCACAAGUCUCCUCUUCUUCCUAAUGUUAAUCCAAUUUUACAGUCACCAGGCUCUCAACAUUCCUUACUAAAAUGCAUCUUCACUCUUAACAAUUUCUACAUUCUGCUGGGGCCCCUGCUGUGCGGUGCUGUAUGUGUUUGUGUGAAUCUUGAUGGGCCGGAGCCGAGGAGCCGGAACAUGUUGGGUGUGCUUGCUUGGGUGUUUUCUUGGUGGUUCACUGAGGCUGUACCCAUGCCUAUAACUUCCAUGUCUCCCUUGUUUCUGUUUCCCCUGUUUGGAAUAUCUUCUUCUGAUAGUGUUACUCACUCUUACAUGAAUGAUAUCAUUGCCCUUGUUCUUGGAAGCUUCAUUCUGGCUCUUGCUGUUGAGCAAUAUAACAUUCACAGAAGGCUGGCCUUAAAUAUAACUUUGCUAUUCUGUGGAGAGCCAUUGAACCCACCAAGGUUGCUUCUGGGAUUAAGUGGCACCACGGCGUUUGUGAGCAUGUGGAUGCACAACGUGGCUGCGGCUGUGAUAAUGAUGCCAGUGGCCACUGGGAUCUUACAGAAUUUGCCCAGCCGUCCCAUUCAAUCUGAUGUUAUCAGGAAGUUCUGCAAAGCAUUGGUUCUCGGGGUGACAUACUCAGCAGCUAUAGGAGGGAUGAGUACACUGACUGGUACAGGUGUCAAUCUGAUACUGGUUGGGAUGUGGAAAAGCUAUUUUCCUGAAGCAGAACCAAUUAGCUUCAGUAAAUGGUUCUUUUUUGGAUUCCCUUUGGCUUUACUUAUUUUCUUUGCUUUGUGGGUUGUAUUAUGUAUGUUGUAUUGUUCAAAGGGCUCAGGGGAAGCUCUUUCUGAGUAUCUAGACAAAACCCAACUCAAAAGGGAGCUUGAAAUGCUAGGUCCAAUGGCUUUUGCUGAAAAGAUGAUUCUAGCUGUGUUUGGGAUGCUAAUAGCACUGUGGAUGACAAGAAGAAUAACAGAUGAAACUCCUGGUUGGGGAGCACUUUUCCAUGGGCGUGCUGGUGAUGGAACUGCCAGUGUUUUGAUGGCAACCUUAUUGUUCAUAAUUCCUAGCAAGAAGCAACAUGGAGAAAAACUGAUGGACUGGAACAAAUGCAAGAAGCUACCAUGGAACAUUGUAUUACUUUUAGGGGCUGGUUUUGCCAUAGCUGAUGGAGUAAGAACUAGUGGACUUGCUGAUGUGCUAUCAAGAGCCUUAGACUUCUUGCAGGCAGCUCCAUAUUUGGCUAUUGCACCUGCAGUCUGUCUCAUAAGCGCUAUAAUCACUGAAUUCACAUCAAACAAUGCCACCACAACCCUCGUAAUUCCACUUCUGAUCCAAAUAGCAAAAACCAUGGAUGUGCAUCCUUUACUCCUCAUGGUUCCUGGCGCCAUUGGAGCACAAUUUUCUUUCUUGCUGCCAACAGGAACCCCUUCAAAUAUUGUUGGCUUCACAACCGGGCACAUUGAAAUUCAAGAUAUGAUCAAGACAGGCUUGCCACUAAAGAUUGCUGGCAUUGCAGCUCUUUCCUUUCUAAUGCCUACACUUGGUGUCUAUGUGUUCGGGACAAACGGUGAAGUUCAGUAGCUGAAAUUAGCUCUGCAACAGUCUUUUGCUUUCUCCUCUGUGUCUUGGUAAAAAUCCAUGAAGCACUCCUUCCAUAAUAUUAAUAAAUAUUUUUGGAUUCUGUUAUGAUAUUGACUGGUGCCAUCAACUUGUGCUGAACAUUUAAACCAGCUUCUUGUUACAUUUUUUAAGUUUUAAUUAAUAUUUGAAUUGAUUUCAA